AUGCCUCCAACCGAAGAGGACAUAGCCUGGUUCCGGUCGACAUUUCAUCCUAUUCCGAAGCCUGCUCUUCCCGACGAUACCAUCGAGUACUCCCUCUACAUUCUCUCACCGUCAGAAUCAGAAAACGACUCCGAAACGCGGGUGCGCCUCCGAGACGUGCAAAAGCAAGCGACGGAUCUGCAGCGACAGUAUCUCAAAGACUACAUAUGGCAACGUCAGGGGUUCUCAUUAGAACUCAAUAAAGAAGAUGGAUUGAGCCUUCUACGCGGUCGAACCGAAUAUGGCGAUUCAGUCGAAGAUGAAUGGGUCGUGGUAUGGCUUUUGCGAGAGCUGACGCGCAAGUUCAACGACCUCUGGGUCAAAGUCACAGACAACGAUGGUGAAUUCCUCCUCAUCGAGGCGUCGGGUACACUGCCCGCAUGGCUGGAGCCGGAAGUCGCAGAGAAUCGCGUCUGGAUCAACAACGGCCAGCUCAAGAUUGUGAAGCCGGCGGCAAACGCGAGAUCGUCGCGGCGAACUGAUGAGAAGUUGACCCUGGGGCAGGCUAGAGACGUGCUGCUCCGCGAGCCGAAACGCAUCAUGCACUCGGCCAGCAUCGAGGAAGAGGCCUUCUUUCGUCUGCGCAACUACCCGGCUCAAAUAGCAGAGAACAUGCACAAUGCUGUAAUCACGGUGCCGCGGAAGAUUGCGUUCCUGCUCCACCAGAAGCCGGCGUAUGUCUCGCCGGCGGUCGAGGCAUUCUAUCUUCGUGAUCCGAUCGCGCUCAAGCCGCUGCAGAAGAAAGAGAAUCACGACAGCAUGGUAUUCCCGCCGGAGGAUGCCGUCACCGUCAGCGUGAGGUUCCCACGAGUCGCGUACGCGCAGCUCAAGUCGCAGGAUUUUGCCGCGCCCGCUGUGUUUGCCGGCUUCAUGCCGUCGAGGACCGAGUCCAAGGCCUUUGCGCAGGCGGAGACGGGCAUGAAGGUAACAUGUGGGUUUGAGAUGUUGGUCACCGACAGCCAAUAUCAAGACCGACCCGCCGUGCGCGAGAUGAAGAUGUUGCUGGAUGACCUGGAGUCAGGAGACGAAUCAUUACCCUCAGAUGACGAGAUUAAGCAGUGGGAUAAGCGCGAAGACGACGAGAAGUGGCUCGACAUAGAUUUCAACGAUCUCGAGAAAGAGCUGGACGGCCAAAAGGGAAAGAAACCCGGAUUCGGGGACAAGGCUGCCCAGGAGAACCUGCAGCGUAUCGUGAAGCAGUUUGAGGAUUUUCUUAACGACGAUAAAACAGGUCCAGAUGCUGAAGGCCUGUUUGGCGACGACAGCGACGAUGACGAUCUCAUGGACGACGACGAUGACGACGAGGAAGGAGAGGACAAAGAGGCUAGUUUUGGUGAGGACGAGUUCACCAAGAUCAUGCAGGAGAUGAUGGGAAUGCCGCCCGAGGUCAUGAAGGAGAUCAUGAGUGGAAAACUCCCAGCAGAUGCCCACGACCCCGCUGCGCGAGCGAAGCUCCGGCGGCCCGACGAGGUUCCUGGGCGGCGGGUGGAGGAGGUUGUUGAUGAUUCAGACGAAGAUGAGAGCGAAGAUAUGCAAGCCUUUAUGAAGCAGAUGGAACGUGAGCUGCGAGGGUCUGGGGCACUGGAACUCGGUUCGGCGCAGGCGAAGCAACCCGCUAUCAAAGCCCGCGGUAAGGACGUGAAGAAGCCAGGCCAGGCCGUCGAGGAUGAAUUGUCUUCGGAUGACGAUAUCGACAAUGAGAUUGAUAUCGACUUGGCCAGGAAUCUGCUAGAGAGUCUCAGAGCACAAGGUGGCACGGCCGGUCCUGGGUCCAAUUUGAUGAGUAUGAUGGGAUUCGACCGGCUUCACGACGAUGACGAUGAUGAUGACGACGAGGUUGUCGCCGGCCCAAGCAGGCGUUAA
This is a messenger RNA of Exophiala spinifera, 1902 nucleotides long. RefSeq lists its product as uncharacterized. Gene Ontology annotation, cellular component: nucleus. The coding region runs from base 1 to 1902 and encodes 633 amino acids. The transcript is spliced from 2 exons. NCBI's taxonomy places the organism in Eukaryota, Fungi, Ascomycota, Eurotiomycetes, Chaetothyriales, Herpotrichiellaceae. The record is from RefSeq and is a predicted model, not a curated record.